This is a messenger RNA of Drosophila ficusphila, 586 nucleotides long. It is a transcript of the gene Obp99b, whose product is annotated as general odorant-binding protein 99b. Gene Ontology annotation, biological process: sensory perception of smell. The record is from RefSeq and is a predicted model, not a curated record. The coding region runs from base 40 to 489 and encodes 149 amino acids. NCBI's taxonomy places the organism in Eukaryota, Metazoa, Arthropoda, Insecta, Diptera, Drosophilidae. Gene Ontology annotation, molecular function: odorant binding. The transcript has a single exon.
AUUGCAGUUGCAGGUGUGACACAGAAAAAAUACUUCGUCAUGAAGGUCCUUAUUGUUCUCCUUUUGGGUUUGGCUUGUGCCCUCGCCGAUCACGAUCACCACCACCACGAAGAGUAUGUGGUGAAAACCCACGACGAUUUGGUGACCUAUCGCACCUACUGUGCCGAGAAGGUUCACGCCAGCGAGGAGCUCGUGGAUAAGUACAAGAAGUGGCAGUACCCCGAUGACUCUGUGACCCGCUGCUACUUGGAGUGCGUCUUCCAGAAGUUCGGCUUCUACGAUCCGGAGCAUGGCUUCGAUGUCCACAAGAUCCACGUUCAGCUGGCUGGACCCAAUCAGGCCGACCAUUCCGACGAGACGCACCAGAAGAUCGCCCACUGUGCCGAGACCCACUCCAAGGAGGGCGACUCCUGCUCGAAGGCCUACCACGCCGGCAUGUGCUUCAUGAACUCCAACCUGCAGCUGGUCCAGCACAGCGUUAAGGUCUAGAGGAGCCACGGAUACUGCCGUCCAGAACCAUCUGAUCGCUUGCUUGCAGUUCAAGUUUUAAAUAAAUGAUGCACUCGUAACACAGAUUUGUACUAAA